Chanos chanos (milkfish) is the source of this 1039-nucleotide messenger RNA. RefSeq names its product MCL1 apoptosis regulator, BCL2 family member a (gene mcl1a). Bases 126 to 980 code for a protein of 284 amino acids. NCBI's taxonomy places the organism in Eukaryota, Metazoa, Chordata, Actinopteri, Gonorynchiformes, Chanidae. Gene Ontology annotation, biological process: regulation of apoptotic process; mitochondrial fusion; intrinsic apoptotic signaling pathway in response to DNA damage. Gene Ontology annotation, molecular function: BH domain binding; channel activity. The record is from RefSeq and is a predicted model, not a curated record. Gene Ontology annotation, cellular component: mitochondrial outer membrane. The transcript has 3 exons.
UGUCGACCACAAGGGAAGACUAACCUGAAUCAUCUUUCUUAGUUAAAGUUGUAGACUUAAACGUUUAAAUCUUAAGUUCGUUUAAGUAUCGUUUUGCUCUAACAAGAAGCAUAAAGGUGACAGACAUGAGCCUACCUGGAAUUAAACGUACGACAGCGAUUAGUUUGUUCUUUCACACUCCACAAAAUGGAGUCUUGGAUAAGGCGUUAAUAGGCCCGUACACAGGCGGAGCUGCCGAUUCGGCUCGUAUGUCAAUGGAUCCCUUCAAACUAGCAACAGAGGAUGAAGUUGACAACUGCACAGAUGAAGUGGAUGGGUGCUUCAGGCCUUUGAGAUCGGGAAAGAAUGGAGUCGGGAAAGGACUAAAAUUUGAAACUCCGUUUCCACGGAGCACAAACGCAGACGGCUCCUUGCCGACGUCGCCUGACACACCGAUUGGUUUGCCCGACUUCGCGUCAAGCCUUAGUAAACUGGAGAAUCAAACAUUUGAACUGCUUCGCGAUUUUUAUCUGGAAUACCCAGAUCUGUCGAGGCUAAGAAAAAACAGGAUGCUGAAUACAUUGAGGAGAGUCGUUGAAGAUGUGGUUCAAAAGCACAAAAUUGCUUUUAACGGCAUGGUGCAGAAACUGAAGCUGGGUGAACAGCCUGAUGACAUGCAGGUUGUGGGGAGUGUGGCCAAAAGCAUAUUCAGUGAUGGCACCACAAACUGGGGCCGCAUCGCCACUCUGGUGGCGUUUGGUGCACUGGUGAGUCAGCGGUUGAAGGAGGCCAAGCGAGAGAGCUGCGUGGAGAAUGUGGCACUGCAGAUUUCCUCUUAUCUCUCCGCAUAUCAGAGUGACUGGCUGCUGAACAACAAGGGCUGGGAUGGCUUUGUUGAGUUUUUCCACGUGGAGGACCCAGAGUCGGCAGUGAGGAAUGCGCUGAUGGCUGUUGCCAGUGUGGCUGGUCUUGGUGCUGGACUGGCUCUUUUGAUUCGAUGAAUCAGAUUAGAAACAUACAGCCUCUCUGUCGUGACGAGGUCUGGGAGUUGGGGGGGGGG